GAUUUUCAGAAGUCUAGCCCAGGCUGUGUCACAGCUGUCUGGAGAGCCUUCCAGCAGAUCAAGGAUCUGUGCCUGAGUGGAGCCUACAAUGAAAUCAGCAGCAAAAUGGCCACAUGCAAUAAGAUCUCUAACAAGGAGGAUGUUUACCAGCUUUUUGGGUUUGCUAGAAAUGCCUUCACCAUGAUGGCCAUGAUGGACUACCCUUACAAAACCGAUUUCAUGGGCCACCUCCCUGCCAAUCCAGUGAAGGUUGGCUGUGAACAAAUCCUUGCCCACACAGACCCAAUUCAAGGCCUGGCUGCUCUUGUUGGGGUGUUUUACAACUCCUCCGGCUCAGCACAGUGUUACGACAUAUACCAGCUGUACCAGUCCUGCGCUGACCCCACGGGCUGCGGCAUCGGCUCAGACGCUGAGGCCUGGGACUACCAGGUUUGCACCGAGAUCAACUUGACUUUCAACAGCAACAACGUGACUGACAUGUUCCCCGAGAUGCUUUUCACGGAGGCCAUGCGAGAGCAGUACUGCUGGCGCAAAUGGCACGUGAGGCCCCGAGCAGACUGGCUGCGGACAAACUUCUGGGGAGGAGACCUGCAAAGUGCAAGCAACAUCAUCUUUUCAAAUGGAGAUUUGGACCCAUGGGCUGGAGGUGGGAUAAAUCGCAGCCUCAGCCCUUCCCUAAUCGCACUGACAAUUAAAGGAGGUGCGCAUCACCUAGAUCUCCGAGGACACAACCCAGCUGACCCCCCGUCUGUCACAGAGGUGCGCAAGCUCGAGGCGAGCAUCAUCCGUGGCUGGGUGAAGUCUGCGGGGAUGGAAAGAGCACGGGAGAAGCACUCGGGAGCUUCAGCACGUGGCCAGCUGUGA
Molecule: messenger RNA, 864 nt
Organism: Eurypyga helias (sunbittern)
Lineage: Eukaryota; Metazoa; Chordata; Aves; Eurypygiformes; Eurypygidae
Gene: DPP7
Product: dipeptidyl-peptidase 7
Exons: 8
Biological process (GO): proteolysis
Cellular component (GO): vesicle
Molecular function (GO): dipeptidyl-peptidase activity; serine-type exopeptidase activity
Source: RefSeq, a predicted model, not a curated record